Molecule: messenger RNA, 1389 nt
Organism: Exserohilum turcica Et28A
Lineage: Eukaryota; Fungi; Ascomycota; Dothideomycetes; Pleosporales; Pleosporaceae
Exons: 3
Coding region: 1-1389 (462 amino acids)
Biological process (GO): proteolysis
Molecular function (GO): peptidase activity
Source: RefSeq, a predicted model, not a curated record
AUGAUUCAAGCAGCAAAGAUACUCGAGCAGAGAAGCCAUCUCGUACCUGGCAAGCUUCGAAUCACGGAGCACUUCUUCCAAGUACCUCGUGACUACUCAAACCCAUCUCUCGGAACUAUCCAGCUCUUCGCGCGUUCAGCCCUCAAAGCCGAGAAGCCCGCAGACUACACAUCAACGUCGUAUCUCGAGCGAUCUAAAACGCAGCUUCCAUGGCUCAUCUACCUGCAAGGCGGUCCAGGCUUUGAAUGCAGGCCGCCUCAGAAUGUCUCGUGGACGCACACUAUCCUGGACAAAGGAUACCAAGUCCUCAUGCUCGACCAGCGCGGAACCGGUCUUUCGACCGCCAUCAGUCAGUCUAGUCUCCAGCUGAGAGGCGACGAGAAAGUGCAGGCGGAAUACAUGAAGAGUUUCCGAGCAGACAGCAUUGUCAAAGACUGCGAGGCGGUAAGAAAGGCAUUGACGGCGGAUUAUCCCGAGGAAAAGAAGAAAUGGAGUAUCAUGGGCCAGAGCUUUGGUGGUUUCUGCUGCACGACAUAUCUGUCUUUCUACCCUGAAGGCGUCAAAGAAGCGUUUCUGUUUGGAGGCCUCCCACCGCUGAGAAACGACCCAGACGAAGUGUACGAGCGGCUGUAUGCGCGUGUCAAGAGCAGAAACGAAGGCUACUAUAAAAAGUAUCCGGAAGAUGUGCAGAGGGUCAAACGCAUCAUCAAGCUUCUCUCUCGCUUCGGCGACACGACAGUGCGCGUCCAGGGCGGCGAGAGCUACCUUUCUGCACGCCGAUUCCUUCAACUAGGUAUCUACUUUGGCAAGCACGGCGGCUUUGACGAAGUGCAUGAUCUGGUUCUGCGCGCCGACACGGAUCUCACUCAAUUCGGACAUCUAACGCGUCCCACGGUGCUCGCGCUGGAAGCAGCGCAGAGCUGGGAUACAAACGUCAUCUACGCGCUGCUUCACGAGCCCAUCUACUGCCAGGGCGAAGCUGCCAACUGGUCUGCCGAGCGUCUUCUACCCAAGCACCCCGAGUUCUCCCUCUCGCGCGUAGAUUCCGAGGAGCCGGUUUACUUCACAGGAGAAAUGAUUUACCCCUUCAUGUUUGACAGCUACCCCGAGCUCGCCAAGCUCAAGACGGUCGGGCAACUCCUUGCUCUGGAAAAGGACUGGCCGCAGCUCUACGAUGUGGAGCAGCUGAAGAAGAACGAGGUCCCGACUUAUGCAGCUGUAUACAUGGAUGAUAUGUAUGUCGACUUUGAUUUGAGCAUGGAGACGGCAAGCACCAUCAAAGGAUGCAAGCCGUUCAUCACAAACAUGAUGUACCACAACGGCAUUGGCGCGAAGACGGACGAGGUGUUGAAGCAAAUCUUCUCGCUGAGAGACGAUGUUAUCGAUUAG